UCAGGUGACAGCGUAUGGUUCUGGUGACAGUGCUGAUGUUUGUGCCAUGGUUCGUUGUUCAGAACAGUUAAAACGAUAGCAUCAUUGUUCUCUGUGCGUCAAACAGUUUUACUAACAUUGCAUGGUGCAAUGAAUAUGCCUGUCAAUAGUCAACCGGUGGUGAAAAAGAAGCACGUUCGUUUUGCCAGCAUGGAGGAUGAAGACGAUAACGUCGACGACCAAGAAGAGGAUACACUAUUCGACAAGAGAAAAGACGCCAGGAAAGGUCUCAGAAGUAUGAUCAAAAGUAAUGUCAACAAGACGUUGGCAAGUGCAGGACUGGAUGGCGUAAAAAUAAUUAGUGGUGGUCGGAGAGCGAAUGACCCCGGGGCUUGCGGACGCUGGAUGGUCUCAUUAACACUAUGCGCAUCAUUCCUGGGUCUGGGAAUGUGCAUUUCGGUGCUUGGUCCGACCCUUGAGGACUUGGCCAUCAACGUCAAUAAGAACAUCAGUAACAUUUCUUACAUCUUUGUGGGUCGUUCAGCCGGAUACAUUGGAGGCUCCCUUGUUGGAGGGCUUCUCUUUGACUGCAUGAACCCACACUUGCUUUUGGGGUUCUCUAUGUUGGUGACGGCAUUUGGGAUGAUUGCCAUCCCCUUCUGUAAGAAGGCGCUUUUCCUCACGGGCUUGAUGUCCUGCGUGGGUGUUUCCAUGGGCUUUUUAGACACGGGAGGUAACGUGCUGAUCCUGAGUAUCUGGGGCAGCGAGUCGGGCCCCCACAUGCAGGCCCUCCACUUCAGCUUCGCCGCUGGGGCCUUCUUCUCGCCCAUCAUCGCCAAGCUGCUCUUCGGCAAGUACCACGGCUCCAGGACGCUGCCCGGUGGUGGCGACAACAUCACGGCGGAACUCUCCUCCUCCUCGGCCUCCUCCGCCACCAUCAUCACCGACAAGGUGGCCGAGACCCUGGACUCCAUGCUGCACCUGUCCCCCGUCAGUGGCGGUGGCGAGGGUUUCCACUCUUUGUACGCCUACUUUGUCAUCGCCGCCUUACUGCUGCUCAUCUCUCUGGCCUUCGUCAUCCUCUACUCCUGCGGCACGCCCACCCAACCCGAUCGCUCGCACCCCUCCCCCAGUGACGAGCUGCUGGCCGCCAGGCACCACGUGGCGCUGGUCUGCCUGCUGGCCGUCUUCUUCUUCUGGUACGUGGGCGCCGAGGUGACGUACGGCUCCUUCAUCUUCACCUACGCCAAGGAGUACGCCGGCAUGGCGCAGGCGCAGGCGGCCGGCCUCAACGCCCUCUUCUGGGGCACCUUCGCGGCCACGCGGGGCCUGGCCAUCUUCUUCGCCGCCUGCAUGCGGCCCGGCACCAUGAUCCUGCUCAGCCUGGUGGGCUGCACCUUCUCCUCGCUGCUGCUGGUGCUGUUUAGCCGCAGCGGGCCGGCGCUCUGGAGCUGCACGGCGCUCUACGGGGCCUCCAUGGCCACCGUCUUCCCCAGCGGCCUCUCCUGGCUGGAGCAGUACACGCUGGUGACGGGCCGCUCGGCCGCCGUGUUUGUGGUGGGGGCGGCCCUGGGGGAGAUGGUGCUGCCCGCCGCGCUGGGCUUUCUCCUGGGCAAGCCCAACCUGCAGAAGUACCCACUGGUCAUGCUGCUGGCGCUGGGCUCUGCCACCAUUACCUCCAUCCUCUUCCCCGUCAUGUACAAGCUGGCCGCCGCGCCCACCUCCUCCGCCAUGGGCAAGAGGCCCCGCACCAGGGGCCGGGAGGCCGACGACGAGUACCGGCAGGCCCUGCUGGACUCCGGAGCCGACGAUGAGGAAGAGGAGGAGGAGGAGGAGGAGGAGCAGGAGGACAACAUCGACGACGGUAACGAGGCCGACAACUGGAACGACGCCGACUUUGAGGUGAUCGAGAUGGACGACGCCAACCUCAUGAGUUCUCCCAGUAGAGCGGCGGCAGGGACGUUGGUGUCGGCAUCGGUCUCAGCCUCCCCUCCAGAUGUGACUGUGAACUCCUCUGCUGCCGCAGCGGCGCCAGCCCCCAGCAGAAGCCCCCUCAGGCUGCCCACGCUGGCCGAGUCCCCCAGCAAGUAUGCGGAGAGCUCCCCGCGUCAGAAACAGCUGCUGGCCAUGGACAGGGAGAAGAACGACUGACUGAAUGGUUCUCAAGGCUGACUGAGUCAGGACUACCAAAGACUAAAAGGAUGGCAGUACUGUAUGUUUGGUCUUUUUGACCAUCCGUAACGCGUGCCGUGCACAACCGAACGGUCCGUGUCAUGUCUACACACCUGCUGCAGCGAUGAUCAGGCAUCAUGAAGAAUUUUCAUGAUGCUUGUUGACACCUCUAGGUUUUUUGUUUUUUCUUUUAUUUAUUUUUCUCUUUAUUCUUUUCUUUUUCAAGGGUGGUCACAUUGAGACAAAAGUCUCUUUUUUCAAGUGAGCCCUGGCCAAGACGAGCAGCAGUAGUAUGUUGCGUGCGUCCACUAGCCUGGGCCCGUCCAUGAA
Molecule: messenger RNA, 2481 nt
Organism: Engraulis encrasicolus (European anchovy)
Lineage: Eukaryota; Metazoa; Chordata; Actinopteri; Clupeiformes; Engraulidae
Gene: slc60a2b
Product: major facilitator superfamily domain containing 4B
Exons: 5
Coding region: 130-2130 (666 amino acids)
Source: RefSeq, a predicted model, not a curated record